Labrus mixtus (cuckoo wrasse) is the source of this 2002-nucleotide messenger RNA. RefSeq names its product galactose-1-phosphate uridylyltransferase (gene galt). The transcript is spliced from 11 exons. Lineage: Eukaryota; Metazoa; Chordata; Actinopteri; Labriformes; Labridae. Gene Ontology annotation, cellular component: cytoplasm. Gene Ontology annotation, biological process: beta-D-galactose catabolic process via UDP-galactose, Leloir pathway. The record is from RefSeq and is a predicted model, not a curated record. Gene Ontology annotation, molecular function: UDP-glucose:hexose-1-phosphate uridylyltransferase activity; zinc ion binding. The coding region runs from base 126 to 1250 and encodes 374 amino acids.
GGAAUAUCAUUACAAGACGAAGAAGGAGGAAAGCUGUCAGGAAAGGUAGUGGCGUCUGUCAGUCAAAGUUCACAAAGACUUUAUUUGCUUAGUGAUUUGUCGACGGAGAAGCGAACCUGCACAGCAUGAGCGACAAAGAAGAAGUCCAGUUUGAUCCAAAAGAGCACCAGCAUCUGCGCUAUAAUCCCCUGCGGGAUACCUGGGUCCUGGUGUCUGCUCACCGCAUGAAGAGACCCUGGGCUGGUCAGGUAGAAAAGCCUACUGAGGAACAUGUACCCAGAUUUGACAGCAACAACCCACUUUGUCCCAAGAACACACGAGCAAGUGGAGAGGUAAAUGAAGACUAUCACAGUACUUUCAUAUUUGAUAAUGACUUCCCUGCUCUUCAGCCAGAUGCUCCAGAUCCUGGUGUGGAUGAAGAUCCAUUGUUCCAGUGUAAAGCUGCCAGGGGUGUCUGUAAGGUCAUGUGUUUCCAUCCCUGGUCUGACAUUACCCUCCAACUCAUGAAACAACAGGAGGUUGUGGAAGUGAUUGACAAGUGGGCAGGGCUUGUUGAAGAACUGGGCAAACUCUACCCCUGGGUUCAGAUCUUUGAGAAUAAAGGAGCCAUGAUGGGUUGUUCAAAUCCACAUCCUCACUGUCAGGUCUGGGCCAGCAACUUCCUGCCAAAUGAGCCAGCUCUUUCAGAUCGCUGUCAAAGAGCUUACUAUCAGAAACAUGGACGGCCACUGCUGAUGCAAUAUGCGAUACAAGAGGCUGAGAAAAAGGAGCGGCUGGUGGUGGAGAAUUCUGAUUGGCUGGCAGUAGUGCCAUAUUGGGCAACAUGGCCUUACCAGACGCUGUUGUUACCACGACGACAUGUCCUGAGACUCAAUGAACUGACAAGAGAUGAGAGAGAGAGUCUGGCUGACAUUAUGAAGAGACUGUUGACCAAGUACGACAAUUUGUUUGAAAUUGCUUUUCCCUACUCCAUGGGCUGGCACGGCGCACCCACUGGCACCCAUUUGAAGGAGGACAACACUCACUGGCAGCUACAUGCUCACUAUUACCCCCCUCUGCUGCGGUCUGCAACAGUUAAGAAGUUUAUGGUGGGUUAUGAGAUGCUCGCCCAGGAGCAAAGGGACCUCACACCUGAACAGGCUGCUGAGAAGCUAAGGAACCUACCUGAAGUACACUAUAAAACCAGAGAGAACAGGGAAAGGGGAAAAGGAAAGGAGAAAGUGUGUGAGGAGGGGAAUAAAGUGAAUUGAUCUUGUCUAAUGAAAAAUGAUGGCUUUAUUUGAACUAUAGUAUACUAGAUUUUUUGUUGUCUUCUUUCUUUUUUAUAUCUUUGUCAUGAUUUGUUCCUUUGUUCUUUAAGUCAUGUUUAGUCUGUAAUCUUGCAUAUUGUACCUUUUCAUAAUUGUAACACCCAGACUUUGAUUAUAAAUAAGAAUGGAUGAAAAAAAACAGUCUUUUAAAAACUGUGAGUGAGCUUACCCUGUGAGUGUCUGACCAAUCAGAGAUGUUCAGCACUGCAGGGGCUGCAUGACCUGCGGGUCUUUUUUUAGGGGUAUAUCGUUUACCCCAGAACUACUUGUGUCCUAAUGAAAAGGGUAUUUGCUCAGUGAAGCUUUGAGUGAGAGACCUGCGAUCAGUAAUAAUGUACAGCCUGUUUCAUCUGUUUGGCACUAGAAAAAUCUAUUGUGCCUUUUGCCAUUUGUCUUUUCAGUUUGAUCGCUGCGACCCUUUCACACCAAUCACCAUUCCAGUCCUGGUCCUCCCAAGUCCACUUGGGAUUCUUCCAUCACCACUACUGGUGUCUAGACUCCAUCAGGGGGUAUUCUGCUGUUAGCCUAGCUACCUUUUAAUGAAGAUAUCCUGAUGAUGGAGUGUAAUCGCCAAAGACAUUGCGAAUUUGUUCUUUUUAAAACUUGUAAAUGAAACAAUUAUCCAUUCAUAAUAUCUCCUGUUUGAAAUACAAGUUGGCAGAGAAAAAUGCCUGCCAAAAGGCCCACAUCCA